Macrosiphum euphorbiae (potato aphid) is the source of this 4029-nucleotide messenger RNA. The record is from the annotation of a GenBank genome assembly. Lineage: Eukaryota; Metazoa; Arthropoda; Insecta; Hemiptera; Aphididae.
AUGGAUGGAGUUGAGAAUAUGAAUAUACGAAGGGGGCAGUUAAAAGCGUCGAUAACGCGCUUUUGGAACAGCCUACAAUCUCCAAAUGUCGAUCCAGUCGAGAUAAAAGCUCGACGAGAAAAGAUUGAAGAGGUGUGGAUAGAGUAUGAGCAACUUCAAUCUGUGAUAGAGGCGCAGAAAGAGGUCGACAUAAAUACACAGAAUGAGUAUAGGGAAAUAUUCGAGGACCUAUACUUUAAAAGUGUGGCAGCGGCGGAGAAAAUAAUUACACAAACGAAGGGCACAGAGGAGCGCGAAAAAAGCAAAAGCGAAACGUUCUAUGAAAAAAAAGCAACCCCGGCAGUUAAGUUAGCAGCGUUAAAUGUGCCUACAUUUAACGGAAAUUAUCAUGAAUGGGCGUCAUAUUAUGAUAUAUUUUCCGUAUUAGUGGAUAAAAAUCCGGAUAUAAGUGAUAUAGAAAAAAUUUUCCAUUUGCGAGCAUCACUGUCCGGCGAAGCACUAGCGUCUAUACAAUGUUUGGAGACGACGGCGAAUAAUUAUGCGAUAGCUUGGAAAUCUCUUGUGCAGCGGUACAAUAACAAACGAGUGUUAGUACAGGCACACGUAAAGUCCAUAUACGACCUUGAAGCAAUGAGUGGCGAAUCGGCGAGUAAGCUAAGACAAUUUACGGACACGCUCAGUGGACACAUGCGGGCUUUAGAGGCGCUAGGCGAACGACCCGGGGAUUGGGGACCACUAUUAAUACAUUUAAUCGCAACAAAAAUUGAUAAAACCACAUUGAGAGAGUGGGAAUCAAAAUCGUCGCAUGAUAAGGUGCCAACGGUGUCGGAGAUUAUUCAAUUCUUGGAAUCGAAAUUCAAGGUUUUAGAAGCCAUAGAGGUCGCAAAAAACAUAAGUGUUCGAGCGCAGCGGCCUAUAGAAACCAGCGCGAAAAAAUAUUAUGAAAAAGGAAGCGCGUCGAAGUCGUUCACGUCUACGUCAAAAUUAAAAUGUUAUGUGUGUGGAUCAGAACAUACGAUUUAUAAGUGCCCUACAUUUUGUGGUUUAGACAUAUCGGAUAGAAUAAAACGCGCAACGGAGCUUGAUUUAUGUAAAGUUUGUUUACGUAAACACGACGGUCGAAAAUGUAACGAGCGAUUUUGUUUCAAAUGUGCAAAGCCGCACAACACGCUUUUGCACUUGUCUGGAGUGGGAAAUAAAUCAACGACAAACGAACAAAUACAGGUUCAGUCGACAACAGCUGGCUUGAAUAUUGCAGGAAGGAGCGAUGAAGAGUCAAAGUCCAUAAGUGCCCACGCGUCGGUAAUAUUGGACGAUCGUAUUUUAUUGGCGACAGCGAUAAUAUUAUUGCGUGACGAGAUAGGUAAUUUGGUACCCGGACGGGUAUUACUGGACUCUGGGUCACAGAGUAAUUUAAUUACUGAAGAAAUGGUUCAAGUGCUAGGACUUAAGAAAAAACGUAUUAAUCAUAGCUUAUUGGGAAUCGGAGAUAGCGCGCAGACAGUGUCGUCGACAGUGAAUACAACGAUCAUAUCAAAUUAUAACGAGUUCACAUUAUCUACAUCGUAUUUAGUCGUAAAACGCAUAACGACAAACAUACCGUCAAGAGUGUUUAAAGGAAAUUACGUAAUUCCUAACGGUGUACAGUUGGCUGAUCCAUCAUUUCUAAAACCACAGAAAAUAGAUUUAUUAAUUGAGGCCAAUCACUUUUUCGAUUUAAUGCAAUCUGGACGACUUAAACCAAUAGCGGAGGGACCGGUGUUCCAAGAGACGUGCUUGGGAUGGGUGGUUUCGGGUCCGUUAGGACUUCCGGAAAAAUCCGAAUAUGAACACUCAUCCAGUGCGAUAUGUUUACUGACGGGUGAGACCCCGGAGACAGAUUUGGAAAGGAUAAUUGCGACAUUCUGGAGGCUCGAGGAGUAUGGAGAAAAAAAAGUAUACACUUUGGAAGAAAAGGCGUGUAAAAAUGAUUUUGAAAAAAAUGUUAAACGGAACGGCAGUGGCAGGUUUGUCGUACACUUACCAUUCAAAAAAGAUAAACCUAAAUUAGGAAACUCGUACGAGAUAGCGAAGCGUCGGCUGUUAUCGUUGGAAAGGCGUUUUCAGAGGGAUCCAAAAUUAAAGACAGAAUAUUCUAAUUUUAUGUCUGAAUAUGAAGAACUUGGGCAUAUGGAGAUUAUCGUCCCCGCGUCAUAUUUGGCAACGGCGUGUUUGGAAAAUUUGGCAGAAGCUGAAUACGAAAAUUAUCCCGAUGCGUGUUUGUCAAUCGUAAGAAAUUUUUAUAUGGACGAUUACUUAGGGGGUGCCAUGAAUAAAUCGGAAGCAUUAAAAUUACGAGACAAUCUUACGGCAAUUAUGAAAGGUGCGGGCUUGGUACUGCGUAAAUGGAUGUCUAAUGAUAGCGAUCUAAUCGCAGACGUUCAAUGUACCAGUGGCGGAGUGCGGGCGGUGGGUGAUACUAAGUCAACAAAGAUAUUAGGACUAAAUUGGAAUUCAGAUAACGAUGUGCUAUUAUACACCGUGCGCCAAAUAGAAGAUAAACUAAUAACAACAAAACGAAAAAUAUUAUCCGAAAUAGCGACCAUAUUUGACCCGUUAGGACUGCUCGGCCCAGUAAUAGUAAAUGCAAAGUUAAUAAUGCAAAACCUGUGGCAGGUAAAGGCUGGUUGGGAUGAUCCACUACCGGAGAGCAUUCAAAACGAAUGGCUUAAAUGUCGGGACGGCCUGUCACAGUUAAACGAAAUAUCAAUACCACGAAAAAUAAUAUUCGACGGUAUAAAUAUAGAAUUUCAAGUGCAUGGUUUUGCAGAUGCGUCCUUAAAGGCGUAUGGCGCCUGCCUAUAUCUGCGUAGCACUGAUUUGGUAGGAAAGAAUGUCGUAAAUUUAAUUUGCGCAAAGUCAAAGGUGGCGCCAUUGAAAGUCAUAUCGCUACCACGUUUGGAGUUGUGUGCCGCACUACUAUUAGCCCGGCUAGCAAGCCGAGUAAUCCCAAAAUUAAAUUUACCUAUAGUCCAGCGUCGAUUCUGGAGUGACUCGAAGGUAACACUCGCAUGGAUAUCGUCACCAUCAACCCGAUGGAAGACCUUUGUAGCCCAUAGGGUCGGGGAGGUGCAAGAUUUGACGUUAUUUAGUGAAUGGGCACACGUAAGUACGCUGGAUAAUCCGGCAGAUCUUAUAUCACGUGGCUGUGAGGCAAAACGUAUAAAGGAAAAUGCGAUUUGGUGGCAUGGCCCCAAGUGGCUCAGCGAGGAGAGUACAGCGUGGCCAAUUGUCGAAUCGAAAGCGUAUACUGCGACAGACACAAAUAUACCCGAGGCGAAAGAUAACACCACGACGGCAGAAACGUGCAGUUUAACUUGUACAGCGAAAUGUAAUUAUCCACUUUUAUCCGAACGGUCUUCGUUAAGUAAAAUCAUACGUAUAACGGCGUAUUGUUUACGCUGGCGAAAGAAAAAAUUGAUUGUCGGCCCAUUGCAAGCAUUCGAAUUAGAAUACGCAAACCUCGCAUUGAUAAGAAUGGUGCAGCUAGAACACUUCGGCAAGGAAAUAAAAGCUUUAAGCGGAAGUACACAAGUAGCCACAACAAGCAAACUAUUUAGAUUACGACCAUAUUACGAUAAAGAAAAACUUCUACGCGUCGGCGGUCGAUUAAAAAAUGCAAUAAACCUGGACAUGCAUCAGCGAAACCCGAUAGUCCUACCCAGUGAUAGUCCGUACACACGACUAUUAUUUCGCCGUGAACACGUACAACUAUUGCAUAGCGGUCCACAAGCACUCAUAGCUUCGAUUCGGCAGCGAUAUUGGCCGUUGAAGGCGCGUGCGAAAGGUCCGUCAGUAAGAAUUGGGACAGUGGUAAUACUUCGGGACACCAACCUGCCUCCUUUGCAGUGGCGCUUAGGACGAGUGGUCAAGGUCGAGCCUGGUGCAGACGGUGUGAUCCGUGCAGCAUCGGUUCAAACCAGUAGCGGUGUAUGGAAAAGGGCGGUGCGCUUACUUUGUCCUUUGCCAUUUGAGGGGAAUGCGAUUUAG